Dufourea novaeangliae is the source of this 476-nucleotide messenger RNA. RefSeq lists its product as uncharacterized. Lineage: Eukaryota; Metazoa; Arthropoda; Insecta; Hymenoptera; Halictidae. The record is from RefSeq and is a predicted model, not a curated record. Bases 11 to 415 code for a protein of 134 amino acids. The transcript is spliced from 2 exons.
UCGAGGCGGGAUGAACGUCGGUAGCAGAACGCUAUCCGACCUCUGCGACGGUUACAUGUCCGAGGGCGGCGCUUCCUUGUACGCGAGGAGAAUCAAUCCGUCUUACGGUCACGAUCACGAAAGAUACGUGGGUGGUUCGAGGCGUGAGUUGUCAGGGGUGAAGGAACUGGUGACCACGAGGAGGGUGCAGAAGAGGCCCUCCGCGAACGUCGUAAGGUCGGAUGGAGGUUGCAUCGGGGGCAGUCCAGGAAGCGGCGGCGUUGCGGGCGGCUUGCUAGGCGGUUGCAGCGGCGGGAACGACGCCUUAGCGGAGCUAACCAUCGAGGACCUGGCAUCUCUUCCCGCCGGAAAUCACACCUCCGCCAAUCACACGGGCCAUUCCUCUCAUCACAAGGUCAGUGAACUUACCAACUAAAUCGAUAUUUCGUCCGCGUUGUUCAACGUUUUAAAUGGACUUUCGUUCCGUCUACGUUACA